GAAGGAAGAAAAUGGGGGUUCCAACCUCCUUGAAGAAGAGAAGGGAGUGGAUUUUAUAGAUAAAUUCGUAUAUAUGGAGUAUAUACGAACAGUUACAAUUCCAGUCAAUACAGCUACAGUAGCGCACAUGGAAAUGCAGCUGGUUGUCUUGCCGUGUCACCCGUGUUCGAAGCUUCCCACCGUUCACUGUUUUGUCAUUUUUCUCUCUGGAUCAAUGGCCGACUUUCAGUUAAGAACAUUAACCCUGUUCGCCAGUGAUAUGCCGAAUAAUCAG
This is a messenger RNA of Cuscuta campestris, 274 nucleotides long. The record is from the annotation of a GenBank genome assembly. NCBI's taxonomy places the organism in Eukaryota, Viridiplantae, Streptophyta, Magnoliopsida, Solanales, Convolvulaceae.